Trypanosoma cruzi is the source of this 723-nucleotide messenger RNA. RefSeq names its product guanylate kinase, putative. NCBI's taxonomy places the organism in Eukaryota, Euglenozoa, Kinetoplastea, Trypanosomatida, Trypanosomatidae. Gene Ontology annotation, molecular function: GMP kinase activity. The record is from RefSeq and is a predicted model, not a curated record. Bases 1 to 723 code for a protein of 240 amino acids. The transcript has a single exon. Gene Ontology annotation, cellular component: cytosol.
AUGCAACAUCAGACGGAUAUUCUAAUCUUUAUUGGCCCGAGUGGGGGCGGCAAGUCGACGCUGAUUGCGUAUUUGAUGCGGACAUGGCCACAACAAUUUAGCUUUUGUACAAGUCACACGACACGCAAGCCGCGGUGGGGCGAGGUGGAGGGAAAAGACUACCACUUCGUAUCGAGGAAUGAAUUUAGACAUAUGAUUCACGGCGACAUGUUUGUCGAGUACAACAGGGUGUUUAGUUCUUCCAGGCAAGAGGACAGUGCGAGCUCUUGCGCUGGCGGCAGUGGCGGAAGCAGCCCCAUCGAAUCCGCCGAGGAUGACGGGGAUUAUUAUGGCACCUCAAAAGAAGAGCUCCACCGCAUUCUGUCCGAGAAGAAAGUUGUGGUUUUGGACACCGACAUCACGGGGGCCAUUAAUGUGAAGAAGUACUGUUCCCGGCUGAUCACCAGCGGCAAUGGUGCGCAGGCGGCGCCACUGCGGGUUAAGGUUAUAUUAGUGAAGAUACCCAGUCUGGAUGUACUCAAGCAUCGUCUGCGUCUGCGUGGAUCGGAGUCCGAUGCGUCGCUGCAGAAGCGCCUUCAUGCGGGCCAGAGGUGUCUUGAGUGGUGCGCGGCGCAUCCGGAAUUUUUUCAGUGUGUUCUUGUGAACAAUUCCUUGGACGCCUGCCAGAAGGAGCUGCGUUCGUUUGUGAUGAGAAACGUGCUGAAAGUUGACAGCAUGCUGUGA